GGGCGGUCCGGGCCCUCCUCCAGCAGCCGGGCGGAGGGAGGAGGAGGCCGGCCGGGGGCUGCCAGCGGCCCGCUUCCCUCCGUAGAGGCCGGGGAGGCCGCGCCCGAGCCCGGUUGGGGCCUGCGGGGCCUCCCCGGGGCGGGCGCCGCCGCCAUGAAGCCGAGCGCAGAGGAGCCCGUGCUGCUGGCCGAGCUGAAGCCGGGGCGGCCGCAGCAGUCGGACUGGAAGUCGAGCUGCGAGACGUGGAGCGUGGCCUUCUCCCCCGACGGCGCCUGGUUCGCCUGGUCGCAGGGCCACUGCCUGGUCAAGCUGAUCCCCUGGCCGCUGGAGGAGGCCGAGCUCUGCAGAGCCUCGGAGCGCAAAGGCCACGGCAAGGCGGAGGCGUGGAGCCGAGGGGGAGCCAAGGAGAAGACGCUGGAGUGCGGCCAGAUCGUCUGGGGCCUGGCCUUCAGCGCCUGGCCGGCGGCGGGGGGCCCCGACGCUGCCGCGGGGUUGUCCUGCCUGGUGCUGGCCACGGGGCUCAACGAUGGGCAGAUCAAGGUCUGGGAGGUGCAGACAGGACACCUUCUCUUCAGCCUCCUGGGGCACCAGGACGUCGUCAGGGACCUGAGCUUCGCUCCCAAUGGAAGCCUCAUCCUGGUGUCGGCGUCGCGGGACAGGACUUUGCGUGUCUGGGACCUCAGCAAAGAUGGGCGGCAGGUCCAGGUGCUGACGGGCCACAUGCAGUGGGUUUAUUGCUGCUCCAUCUCUCCUGACUGCAGCAUGCUCUGCUCGGCGGCCGGAGAGAAAUCGGCGCUGCUGUGGAGCAUGCGGUCCUACACGCUCAUCCGGAGGCUGGAGGGGCACCAGAGCAGCGUGGUGUCCUGCGACUUCUCACCGGACUCAGCGCUCCUCGUCACCGCCUCCUACGACACCUGCGUCAUCAUGUGGGACCCCUACACGGGGGAGCAGCUGAGGACGCUGCGCCACGUCCCCCUGCACUCGGCGCUGGAUUACAGCAGCGACGUCCACACCAGCUCCCUGCGGUCGGUCUGCUUCUCCCCAGAGGGCCUCUACCUGGCCACGGUGGCGGACGACAGGCUCCUGAGGAUCUGGGCGCUGGAGCUGCGAUCCCCGGUGGCGUUUGCUCCCAUGACCAAUGGGCUGUGCUGCAUGUACUUUCCCCACGGUGGCUUCAUCGCCACAGGGACCAGAGAUGGCCACGUCCAGUUCUGGACGGCUCCGAGAGUCCUCUCAUCGCUCAAGCACUUGUGCCGCAAAGCCCUGCGCACCUUCCUGACGACGUACCAGGUCCUUGCACUCCCCAUUCCCAGGAAGCUGAAGGAGUUCCUCACCUACCGGACCUUCUGAGGGACCAGAGGCACGCAGGCGAGAGCCCCCUGCCUCGCGGCGGGGCCGGCCUGGCUCACAGAGCACUGCUGGUUUGUCGUGCUGGUUGGUGAGCCAGUGGGGCGGAAGGAUUGUUACUCCCCUUGUUUUGGGGCUGUCUGUGAACGUGGAGAUAUUUUUUUUUUUUUUUGGUGUAAUAAUACUAGAACCCAGCAAAAAAAAAAAAAAAAAGCAUGCAGAGGGCACGGGGCACAGUACAACGUUGGGGACAGCUCUGGUGACCCCACAGGGGACGCGAGUCCCCCUGUCCCCCUGCUAUCUGCAGGCUUUGGGUCAGGUGCUUUUGCUUCCAAGUGCAAUGUUGUGGGUUGAGGAUUAGCAGCUGCGGGCCGAGCAGAGUGUUUGGCGGUGCGAAGCGGGGGCCACAACCAGCCCCCCCACCAGCCCCGACGGGCCCAGCCUGUACUUCAGCUGCCGGAGGGCCACGGGCUCUGCUGUUCCCGUGGUCUGGGCACGAGCUGGACGAACCUGAGCCGGUCUCUGCGGGCUGGGUGACAGCGCUGACGGAAUAAAAGGUGGUUGAUUCCUCA
Molecule: messenger RNA, 1919 nt
Organism: Anas platyrhynchos (mallard)
Lineage: Eukaryota; Metazoa; Chordata; Aves; Anseriformes; Anatidae
Gene: WSB2
Product: WD repeat and SOCS box containing 2
Biological process (GO): intracellular signal transduction; protein polyubiquitination
Molecular function (GO): protein binding
Source: RefSeq, a predicted model, not a curated record